AUGCGAGCGUUGGGUCGCUCACGAUAGUACUGGCACGGGAAAGAAUGGUAAGGAACACCAAGCCAGCGAGGCGAAGGAGGAAGCCGACCGACGCUAUUAUGUGAACCACCAGUAUCAGCAGCGGCAGACCCUCCUGCCCCCCACCAGGACCCCAAGUCCUCCCCGAGGGUAUGAAAUCACAAUCUCGAGCAAACAGCGGCAUUACAGCAACAACAACAGCGCCGACAGCAGGAGCGGGAGAGUAAGUCUCACCCCGGCACACCCAGCUAGUGGCGGACGACGACGCAUGGCACGGAUUGGCACCUCCCAGGCGUGUGUCCCGGACCGGGGCGGCCCUCACUAGCUCUCGCGGCUCCGCGGUGAACGGACCUCGCCCCUCGCCGCUCCCGCCUCUCACACACUCGCUCACCACCCUCACCCGCGGUGGUGACGGUGUGUCGCCUCACGUCCAGCGGAUCUGUGUGUGUGUGGCAGGUGCUGUAGUGGUGCACUUUAGCUCGGCCAGCGACCAGGCCCCAGUUCUUCGCGAGGCAACGACACUUACCUGGAGGAGAACUCAGGUAGCUCAGUGAUUGUUACCUGGUCACCUGUCCCUCGCAGGAACUGUGUCGUGUUGCUCUCCUGAAUUUUUAUCGUUGCAAUAAAAGGCGGAGCGUGGCGUGGCGUGGCGUGCGUGUGUGGUGUGUGGUGGAAAAGUCUCCUCGCUGCUUGUUGAGACUCGCGGCUCCUGACAGGUGUGCGUGGUGUGUCAUCAAAGGUGUGAAGGGACGAAGGCUGCUCACCCAGUGAUUUGAGAAUAUAUCCUGGAAAAAUAGAAAGAAAAGCAAAGAUAAGCUUUAUAUUUUCUCGUGAACAACUUAUUUUUUUGGUAAAUUUUUUGAUAACCCUGAAAGAAAGCUGAGUCAGAAUUUAACGCAGCCAGGGAGUGGAGGAGGCAGUGUGAGGUCAGUGUGAGACCAGAGUGUUGGGCGGCCUCGUGGUGUAAGGCAAUAGAUCUCGCCCUAAACUGGGAAGUGCACCAGGAGUCAAGGGAGGCGAAUACCAAGACGACUACUGUCGUGGGGGAUUUGUGAAUGCCUCUCUCUGUCAUCAGCUCGCACCUGCUUACCGCUCGCCGACCGUCCGACCACCUGGCAAACUCCAUAACACAAAGGUGAGCCUGCAAUUGGCGUCGAGCGGAGGGGAAUUGGAAUGAGGUGUUCGUCAGACAUUAAGCAGCGAGGGAAGAGGAGUCAGGAGGGAGUUUCUUGUCUCGAGGUGUUCUCCUUCCUGGUGGUGGAGGCAGAUGCCGCGGCCAAGCAGCGGCGCUUCACGUCACGGCAAGGAAAGGAAUGAAGGUGUUUUGAUAGCAAAGGGAAUGUAGUAAUCCUCAGUAAGCAACGCUACUCACGGAAUACAACGAAUUAUUAUUGUAGUAAGAUCGGAGACUGCAAAGUAUUAAGAAUACAGAAGAAUACGAUUGUUGUAACUCAGACAUUAUAAAAAGUGACAAGUCCAUUGUCCAACCCUGAUCCUUGGCAAUAUCAGAAGCAGCAGCAGCAGCAGCAGCAGCAGCAGCAGCAGCAGCCGUGAAGUGGAGGUGAUGCGCGCCAGGGUGCGGUGGGGGAGGCUGCCGCGGUGUUGAGGCGAGGCUCAGGGGGCGGUGUACGAAGAUGGCCGCCGUGCACCGCCGCCACGCGCCCUGAAGGAAGCAGCAUGGCGCCGCAGGACUCUCAGGAUUCCCUGCUGAAGGAGGCCUCUGAAGCUGGCCGCCUAGCUGCUUCUUCUUCCUUUCCUCUCACGCCUCCUACGCAGUGCUCCUGCAGGAGGAAUCAUUUGGACACCUCGAAAGGGAAACGCCGGGCCCUGUGUAGUGAAUAUCUAAUGGGAACCUCUGUGGCCUCACCCUCCCGCCCUCUCGGGGCCGCGGGACGCUCGAGUGCCUCAUCAGUGAAAGCCCCUCGACCGGCGGCAGCCAGGAAAGAGGCGAAACCGAGGAGUGACCCGAGGAGGCGUGGCCGAGCGAACGCUACAGCUCUCGGUGUCGAAUGAGCUUCAGGGGAUCGGGUCGGUCUCCCCUGGCGGCCCUCCUGCUGCCUCUCCAUUCCUUCCUCCUGCUCGGGUUGCUGCCCCACGCCGCGGCCUUCAAUCUAGAGUUCUGCAAGGAGCCCCUCGGUAUGCAGUCAGGCAGGAUCAACGACACACAGAUCUCUGCUUCCUCCUCCUACGACGUGUCCAGGACGGGGCCUCCCUCUGCCAGACUGAACAAGGAGGUGCAAGGGGGCGCCUGGUGUCCUCGCGGGAUGGUGGGAGGCAAAAGCCCAAAGCAGUUCCUCGAGAUUGACCUGAAGAAGACUCACGUGAUCUCGGCCACGGAGAGUCAAGGUCGCUUCGGGAACGGCGAGGGGAAGGAGUACGCGGAGAGCUACACGCUGGAGUACUGGCGGCCGGGUAUCAACUCCUGGUACACCUACAAGCGAUGGAAUGGAGACAAGAUCCUGGAGGGGAACGUGAACACCUACACAGCGGUGAGGACGGAGCUGGUGCCGCCCAUCCUUGCCUCCAAGAUCCGCUUUGUGCCAUAUUCGCCCCUGCCUCGCACCGUCUGCAUGAGAGUGGAAGUCAUCGGGUGCCCCUAUAAAGAUGGCCUCGUCUCCUACACCAUGCCGCAGGGGAUCAGCCGGGGCGUCGAGGUGGAUCUCCUUGACCUCAGCUACGACGGCACGACCACCGAGGGGCUGCUCAUUGGAGGCCUCGGUCAGCUGCACGACGGGAUUGUUGGCGAUCACAACUUUCGCUCCGACAUCGGCCACGGAAAAGGUUAUGAGUGGGUGGGCUGGAAGAACGAGUCACAUCAGCCCCUGGAGAUGGUGUGCGAGUUCAAUGCAGUGAGAAACUUUACCUCGCUUGUCAUCUUCGCCAACAACAUGCAUACUAAGGACGUAGAGGUGUUCUCGCGGGCCAAGGUGUUCUUCAGCGUGGGCGGGCGGUACUUCAGCUCAGUGCCGGUGAAGUACCAGUACAUGCCAGACGAGGUGUCGGAGUACGCCCGUAAUGUGACCAUCAACCUCCACCACCGCGUCGCUAAAUACGUGAAAAUCCAGCUGUUCUUCCAAGCCCGCUGGAUCCUCCUCUCCGAGCUAUUCUUUAUCUCUGCACCAGCUCGGGGGAACUUCUCGGUGGAAACAGGCCCUGACGACCCACCGCCCCACCCCGAGGCUCCUCCCCACCACGACUCCUCCUCUGGCUACAUGCUGGACGGCACGGCGCACGAGGACACCAGACGCAACAUGGUGCUGGCGGACGUGUCGGAGGAUCCACGCGGACAGGAAUACGUGGCACUGGUGAUUGGGGUUCUCGUGGCCGUCAUCAUCCUACUGGUGUCCGCCAUCCUGCUGAUUGUUUGGCGCUCCAGGAGGCAGAAGGAGGGCACCAUCACGCACGACAUCUACACGGGACCCUUUGGCGAGAAGCGGGACAUAGUGAACCUGAAGGAAGUGCAAAAGUUCCUGACGGCCCCUGCGGCGCUGCGCCCUUCCUCCCUCUGCUCCUCCCCGCGCCUCGGCACUCACAGGACCAAUGGCUACCGGCUCAACACCACUCUGCCAAUACACCCGUCACAGCUGGGCGUGGAAGGCGGCAGCGGAGGAGUGGGUGGAGGUGGCGGCGGCGGAGAGUUGGACAAGAACGGUCUCUACUCUGAACCGUUCCACAUCACAUAUAGUUCCAUGGGCGCCUACUCCACUCUGGGCCGGAAGCUUGUGCACGCCAAUCCACUCUCCAGUCCGGAUUACACAGAAUGUCCCUCAACGGAGUACGCCAUCCCUCACCUGACAGCGGACGGGAGCUCUACUGGCGUGUAUCCCCCGCCCUUGCCUCACUCCAAGCCGCCCAUGCACUCUCUCAACACUUUCCUGGGCAAGACCGCCACCCUCGGCCCCAACGCGCAGCAACCCCAGGAGAGCUUCUACGCCGCUACAGAGAUCAUCCAGCAGGGCGGGACAGGAAGCAGCGCGGGCAGCAAGCAGGGGCAGCAGGGACCAGGGGGCGCCGCACCCUUGGAGGAGGUGAGGGCCAAGGAGAUCCCACGCUUGGCCAUCACCCUCCUGCAGCAGAUCGGAGAGGGCCAGUUUGGGGAGGUGAGUGGAGUUCAUUUGGGCGAGGUUCAGGACGAGGACGGGGAGAAGCAGAUGGUGGUGGUCAAGACACUUCGACUGGAGGCUUCCCACUCCGUCAGGUGUGACUUCGAGCGUGAGGUGGAGAUUCUGGCGGGACUGCGGGACCCCAACAUCGUGCAGGUGGUGGGCGUGUGCUCGCGGGAGGAGCCCCUGUGCAUGCUGGUAGAGUACCUGGAGCACGGGGACCUCAAUCAGUACCUGCAGGCCCACAUCGCUGAGACCGCCUCUCCCAGGAACACUCACGCGCAGACGCUGAGUUACGGAUGCCUUAUCUACAUGGCCACCCAGAUCGCAUCAGGCAUGAAGUAUCUUGAGUCCCUCAACUUCGUGCACAGAGACCUUGCCACCAGGAACUGCCUGGUGGGGGCGGGACACAUCAUUAAGAUCUCAGACUUCGGCAUGAGCAGGAACCUCUACUCCAACGACUACUACAGGAUCGAGGGCAAGGCGCUGCUGCCGAUACGCUGGAUGGCCUGGGAGUCUAUCCUGCUGGGUAAGUUCACAACCAAGAGUGAUGUGUGGUCGUUCGCCGUCACACUGUGGGAGAUCCUGACCAUGGCGCGUGAGCAACCCUACGAGGAACUAACAGACGAGCAAGUCAUCGAGAAUGUUUCCUUUAUCUACCACAACGAGACCAGAAAGGUACUGCUGCCUCAGCCUACUAACUGCCCCAAAGAGAUCUACGACCUGAUGCGGGAGUGUUGGAAACGCUCCGACGCAGACCGACCCACCUUCAGGGAGAUUCACAUGUUCCUGCAGCGCAAGAAUCUGGGGUACUCGCCUGUUACCUGAGACCUGCUGGAAAACCUCCGCGGGAGCUGCAUGCCGUCUCCCCGGAGGUCGAUCGCCAGCCUGGGGUGGGACAUGUGUUUGCAGCCACGGCGCGAGUGCGUCGCACCGCUUAGUGGGACACAACACGCUCUUUCUGAAGGGGACAUGAACCAGUUGGAGGAUGGACAGUUGCUGCCUCCCAUCAGGAGGGGCUAUGCCACCUUUGAGCGGGAUCUUCGUCAGUACAGCCGCAACCUUCUGUACCGCUCCUACGACAGCCGGCAGCUGCGGCAGUGACGGCUGGCGCCAGGCGGCUUCCACAGCAGUGACCUUGACACCGCAGGAUAUGUCUGACCUAAGUGGACUACCGUGGUGUGACCAUUGAGAAUUUGUCUAGUUAUCUGGAGAAAGUGACGAUGGAAGAACGUGGAUGUUGUGUUUGUAAGGUUAAAGAUUGAUAGAUUAUUUAUUAACGGUGGACAGCGGCGCGCCCAGGUAGUGGUGGUGCCGCAGCCCAAUCAGCCAGUCAGCGUCUUAUCUAGUCGAGUUACUAAGUUGUUAAGCGACGCCGUGCUGUGUACAUAGUAGGAGGAAGGGAGGCUCUUGUGGUGACAGUGAAGAUACUUGCGAUUUGAUGCUUCAUUUAUACAUUAUGCUUCAGAUAUCUGUAAAUAUAUAAUAUACAUGUAUGUAUGUAUGUAUGUAUGUAUGUAUGUUUGUAUAAAAAUUUAUUACAUGUACAUAUCAUGAGACCAGAAAUUUUACAGUUGCAUUUUCAAUCUUUUAAGUGCGCCUAGUCAGUAACUUUUACAAGCUGCCUCGUUCAUGUGUGUUCAUCACUGCCUGAGUCGGCGGUUGGUCGGCCGCCGCCCGUGCCCGGCCGCCGCCUGGGGCUCCUGGUGCUGGCUGGUCCGGGGCUCGCGGGGGCCGGGGGGCGUGUGAGCGCCGCGCCACUGCAAGCUUUAGGAUAUGGCCUUAAUGACGCGCGUGUUGAGGUGAGGCGCCCCGCCCGCCCCAUCCCGCCCUACCCCGCCCCGCCCCGCCCCGCCCCGCCACCCCUAUGCUCCGUCACAUAUCAUAAGCUCGCAUCACUGUUCUGGGUUGAGUCAUUACUCAGAUUUUGGGUUCAGCUCCACAAGUCAGCGGGUCAUCUGUGCGGUGUGAAAACUCGUGGCAGAGCAGCGCGGGACAGGGCGAGGCAGGGCGGGCGGUGCCACGACCCCUGAACAGUGAACUCAAUAACCUCGUCUGGUGUCUGGUGGCGUCUGGUGUUGUUGUGCUUCGUGGCGGACCCGGACCGACGCCGGCUAGCACCAAGACCUGCGGCGGUGGAGAUAGAGGGUGACGAUAACUAAUUAUCCACAAUGAGUCUAUAAUCUGAUGAACGAACCUGCCGUGUGGACGCGCGGGCAGUGUUGCUUCAGGAAUCCUUGAGCGGGAAUUGUUCCCCAGGUGUGCCGCAGGUCGACGGUGCUGAAGGUGCAUCCGGUGCUGGGACGUCUGGGUCCCUUAUAUUUAUUUUAUUUUUUUUUUUGCACUUCCUUCACUAACACAGUGUAUAAGGGCAAUAGGCAGACGUUAGACUGUACAUAAUAUAGAUGUUUCCUAAAAGCGAGUCACUAGUUGACGUAGAGCGGACGCCGUAACGCCGCGGUGGACUAGUGUAAUGAUAACAUGAACAUACGAAGGUUAUGAUAACUUAAUGUUUUCUGUGAUAAAGUUUACCUUACUGAACGAUGACCGCGGCUGGAGGGCCCAAGAGCCUUAACACUUUGUCUCGCGCAUCCUUCAACGUGGCACAGCUUUACUCUUCCCCUCGAGCCCUGCAGGGCCACGCCUCUUAAGGCGCGCAUUCGCCCUGCACGGCGGUGGCCGAGCGUCGGGCGACGCUUCACCUCAUAACAAAUGUUCAUCUUCUCAAGCCUCUUUUGUCGACUCCUUUCGGACCAAUGUAAAUUAUAUUCUUCAUCACCUCCUUCAACUCACUUUUUUUUAUCACUGCUUCGCCUCGUCUCUCUCACUUUAAUUAUCAUCCUGUUCGCCCUUCCUCCCCCUGUGCCUUGUCGGUCGGCUGUCUGUAUGUCUGUCUGUUCGUCUGUCUGUCUGUCUGUCUGUCUGUCUUUCUGUCUGUUUGUGUUUUGGGGGUGGCGGUCAGCCUCUCCCCCCCUCCCCCUUGGUGCUCGAGACCGCCCCCAUCCCCCAAGCCCCACUUACGUCAUAAGUAAACGUCACCCCCUCCAGCACUACUGUUGGUCACAUCUCGCUGGAAAUUAACCCACCCACGAACACGCCACCUGUUACACACAAACACACACACACACACACACACAGACACACAAACACACCUGUGCAACAAUAAAGUAACUAGUGUAUGCUUUGCAUGCCCUCAGUAUUACCCUGAUUAUUGGCCUUCAGUGUUUGCUACUCAUUCUUUUGACAUAAAGAAUAACUAAGUUGUGAAUGAGAUGAACUGAACGCUGCUUGUGCCAGCGUUGUUCCCAACAGUAAACUACUAACCUCAUUAUUUUCGUUAUGUAGGUAUGAUAAUCUAUUGCGAAGAAAAUGGAUAUAUAAAUAUACUAUAUAA
This is a messenger RNA of Portunus trituberculatus (swimming crab), 7515 nucleotides long. RefSeq names its product discoidin domain-containing receptor 2-like. Bases 2028 to 4949 code for a protein of 973 amino acids. Gene Ontology annotation, molecular function: collagen binding; protein tyrosine kinase collagen receptor activity; ATP binding. The transcript has 21 exons. Gene Ontology annotation, cellular component: membrane; signaling receptor complex. NCBI's taxonomy places the organism in Eukaryota, Metazoa, Arthropoda, Malacostraca, Decapoda, Portunidae. Gene Ontology annotation, biological process: multicellular organism development; cell surface receptor protein tyrosine kinase signaling pathway; positive regulation of kinase activity. The record is from RefSeq and is a predicted model, not a curated record.